CUGCGGCGUCCUGCUUGAAGCGUGGCGAUCCAGGAUCCAGCGGGAGGAGGCCUCUAUGUCCGUCUGAUGCUGUACAAAACCUCGCCUUGCCCCACUCGUCAAUGCAUCAAGUGUACGCCUGAGCGAAUUCUACCCCUCCAAAGCCCGAGGAACCUUGCCUCUUCUCACCACCACAUUCCUUUCACCACCCACUAACGCCAUGGUGUCUGUCUGUACCACCUGCAAAGGCUUGCAGAAGCACCUCCAGGCCCUCGGCUCGGGCAUCCAGGAGACAAACUCUGCGUCGCUGCGAUGGUUGAGCACGACGCUGCCAAGUUUGCGCUGCUCAACUAACGAAGGCUGCCGCGCAUGCGCUACGCUGCUCCAGGGCAUUCUAUUGCAUCACGAUCGAUUCGUUGGUGUCAAGGAGGAGCGCAUUAGGAUAUCUGCCGAAUCCUUCCACCAGUCUGGCAGCACUCCUUCAAGGCAAGAUACCCAAGACCAUCUUUCAGUUGAGGUGCGAUGGAAAGAGCCUGGGGAUGACUGCUACGAUGGGGACGAACAUGGGCACGAUCAGGUGUACCCAGACCUGAAGCUUGAAUUUUUCACAGACGGAGACGGCCAGUCGCCAUUCUCUGCCAUUGGGCGUGGGCGCCAAAUCUCAGAGAAUCCACUGCAAGACUCUGGACUGUCAAUGGCCCGAAGCAUGAUAAACGAAUGUCUGUCGCGCCACUCCAGGUGCCGCCGCACGAAGCCUACUACAUUACCUAAAAGGGUGCUGGACGUCUUACUCGAGGACGGUUCAAAAGGCAUUAGACUACAUGAAUCCGACUUCGACUACGACGAGCAGCGCUAUGAGUUUGGAGAGUUCCUCACCCUAUCGCACUGUUGGGGCGCUGGUAGAAGCGUCCUGAAGACGACUAGUAAGACCUUGCAAACCCACAAAAAGAACAUUCCUUGGUCAACAUUGCCGAGGACUUUCCAAGAUGCGGUUGUGCUCACGCGCGCUCUUGGUUUUCGGUGGCUGUGGAUAGACUCGCUUUGCAUUGUUCAAGAUGACAGCUCAGAAAAACUGCGGGCGUCCACCCACAUGGACGACAUCUUCACCAACUCGUUCCUUACUAUUGCUGCGACUUCUGCCGCCGAAAGUACCGACGGAUUGUUCCUACCCAAGGCACGACCGUUCAAGAUCCAAGCUACGGACUCCAAAGGAUCGCUGUAUAGGAUCUACGUCCGUGAGCAGCCUCCACACUACAGCUUCAAGGCACCUUUUAACGAGGGCGCCCAUAUGAACGACUGGGAACUUCCAUUCAACCCUUCGGAAGAAGCGAACCUACAGACGCCACUCUUGAAGCGAGCCUGGGCUUACGCGGAGCGCUUGAUAUCCCCUCGGGUUCUCCACUUUACUAAGAGCGAAAUGAUAUUAGAAUGUAGAGAGGGAUACCAGUGCGAGUGCGGCAGGAUUGGCGACUCCGUCUUCGAUUCCCGGACGACAGAUUCAGUCAAGCAAGAAUAUGCCAGGAUCAUAUCCGAAAACGAAGUUCGUGGAGACCACGCGAAUGGCAACAAUAACCGAAUUGACAGUGUUGCCUCUCAACUUGCCGCAACGUCUCUCACCGACGCGGAUAAGGGAAUAUCUAAAAGGCGCGAAGAAGCAAUUCAACUCUGGAGCUACAUUGUGACCGAAUACACCGCGAGGAACCUUACAUAUGAUGCGGAUAGGCUCGUUGCCAUCAUUGGUAUUGCUAAGACGCUGGCUGGUAUUCUGCAAUCAGGAUACAUAGCCGGACAAUGGACCUUCAGCACUCUUGGCCUACUGUGGCAUCCAAACGAUAGUGCUCUAUGUCGUAGGCCAAAUAACGUAUCGCAGAACAUUCCAAGCUGGUCUUGGGCUUCGCUUGAGGGGUCUCCAAUCUUCUUUGAUAACUUAAUGGCGAUGGAUUUGGCAUGCACAGCAUCAUUCCCUUCAGAACGGGGACGGUCACCCGCAUGGUCACCAACCACAGGAGAUGCUCUUGAACUAACGGCCGCUAUGGCGACUGAAGUCACCUUUCGUGUUGACGGUCCGAGCGAGUACUCAUUAGUUAAAGACGGGAUCAGCGUGGAUUUUAGGCCUGACAUAUCCCCUCCGCGAGGCGAAGACUCCCUUGAAUCAGGCGAAACACUCAUUUGCGUUUUGGUCAGCAUGACAUUCCGCUCAUCAAUCAUCGGCCUGGUUCUCAAACAGUCAGUGUCGAGUGCACAAACAUAUCGGCGAGUUGGCCGCUUCGAGUGUUACGAGUGUCAACGAGACGGUACCGAUGAAGAACCAAACGAUGCAGAGUCACUUUUCGGACACUGGUUCCCCGAAAUCGAGGAUAUGACACAACUCGAUGACGGUCCUCAGAGAACCUUCAUCGUAGUUUGACCUUAUCUUCUCCACUCGCGCUUGCAUCUACCCCUGUUCACCUUUGGUCUUGGUGUCUUCCAAUGGCUUGGAUAAACACCAGUCCCAACCAAUCUCCCACCCUGGAUAUUCUGUUAUAUUUGCCGGUCUGAGUUCUUGGGUCUUGUUUGUAGUGGGCGGAUUGUAGAACUAUCACGAUACCAAAAUGCUUUCGUGCGUAGCUCACGGCUAUGCACCUUCAUUUGUUUUAAGUCUUCACGAUACCAUAUGCUAGGGGGAUUUUUUCUUCUUUGCCGAUGUUGUAUGGUUUAGGAGCCACUUUUCCCAUUGUUUCGUUCGAUGUCCAAUACCCCUCAGCUUUCUCAUCUACCUCCAGCGGAUUCUCGAUAUCUGUCGAUGUUGGAUACGAAUCAAAUGUCACAAAUAUUCCCAAUUUUCAA
Lindgomyces ingoldianus is the source of this 2805-nucleotide messenger RNA. RefSeq names its product HET-domain-containing protein. The transcript has 2 exons. Lineage: Eukaryota; Fungi; Ascomycota; Dothideomycetes; Pleosporales; Lindgomycetaceae. The record is from RefSeq and is a predicted model, not a curated record. The coding region runs from base 200 to 2386 and encodes 728 amino acids.